Molecule: messenger RNA, 2274 nt
Organism: Lichtheimia ornata
Lineage: Eukaryota; Fungi; Mucoromycota; Mucoromycetes; Mucorales; Lichtheimiaceae
Exons: 10
Coding region: 1-2274 (757 amino acids)
Cellular component (GO): cytoplasm
Molecular function (GO): metal ion binding; glycerophospholipase activity
Source: RefSeq, a predicted model, not a curated record
AUGUUGGAGCGAGAUGUCAACAAUACUCGCCUUGCACUCGCCAGUCCGCGUACAUUGGGCCUUACUCCAGAUCCAAAUGCGCCUCCUUUAGAACCUCGAUGGUUUUAUGCAGUUGACAGUACACGAUCCAAGAAGCUCAAAUGGGUGGCAUUUUCAAAGAGGGAUUCUGAAGCAUUGGAGAAAGCUCUAGAGUCCAAAGACAUGUCAACCACUGUGCCCGUCAAUGAAGAUCAUUUAUUUGAUGUCAAGGUCUUUUAUCGUACAUUAUCGCCAGUCUAUUGGGAAGGACCCACAUACCCUGUACGGCGUGCAACAUGGUUUAUGCAAUCCGAUGGCUCUAAAUGGGUGCCAUGCGAGGAGGCACUUGCUCAGCAAGUAGAAGCGGGAUAUCGCAAGUACAAGCCUUACAGUGAUCCAAGCCUAGCAGUCAAUGGUAAACGUAAGGAGGAUGCAUCAGCAGCAGCAGCAGCAGCAUCGACCACAACACUCGAGGAAGAGAAAUUGGAGAUAGCGUUGGCAAGUCAACCUGUUGAGAAGCAAUGGAAUUUACUUGGGCCUUAUUUGGGACAAUACGUUGCGUACACGGGUCCACAUACUGCAUGGCUUUUAUCAAAUAGCACUAGCAGCAAAUUGGCCAAAAGCAUCAUCACACGCCUCACCAACAAGCAAAAUCUCGGUGGUACAAGGCUGGUGCGUGGAUAUCAGGAGACCACUGACAGACAAUUACGAGGAUCCAAGUCAUCGCCCUCCCUAUCAACAUUACGUAAAGCUGCUGAGGAACAAGAAGGACAAAGUGUUCAUGAUGACGACGCUAUUUGUAUCGAAGCACCAGGGGCUGAUGAUACCAUCAAAGUGGGUGAUGAGGAUGGUGAAGAACCUCGUCAGAUUGAUCAUUUGGUCUUUGUUAUACCCGGGGCUGGUCAACGAUUUGCUGGUCAAAGUUUCAUUGAUGAUGUUGACAAUUUGCGGAGAGGAGUGAAAUCGGCUUAUGCUGCUGCAAUACGUUCGGAUCGACCCAAUGGUAUUCAAUUCUUACCAGUGCCUUGGCGUCAGGAGAUCAAAUUUGGUAUAUCGCGUGAAGAAGGAUUACAGCACACUGAAGCGGACCUUGGUAUGCCUGAUGGCGAUGAUGGGUGUCCCACUUUGGAGGAGUUGACAGUCGACAGCGUACCCAAUAUCCGGUCACUUGUAUCCAAUGUCAUUAUGGAUAUUCCUUUAUAUCUCACGCCAAAAUACCGCGAGCAAAUGACCACAUCGAUUUGCAGACUUAUCAAUGGCAUCUAUCUACAAUACAUCAAGAGGAAUCCAGACUUUUUGGAGAGGAAUGGAAAAGUAUCCGUGGUGGGCCACUCUCUUGGUGCUCUUAUUGCGCUUGAUAUGCUCUCUUUACAACCUGUUACACCACCUCCUGAUAAAGCAAGCAUGCUCGCUGCCUUGAAGCAACCAGAUCUCUUGAAGCAGUAUCAAAAAUCCAAUGCAUUGCUCUUCACUGCAGAGAACUUUUUUGGACUUGGAUCUCCAGCCGGCGUGAUGUUAUUAGUCAAGGGCACUCGCGUAGCAUCAAGAAAGAGCAAAAGCUUUCGUGGUCAAGAGUCAUCUCAAUGUUGUUACCCAGCGGUAAACAAUUUGUACAAUAUCUUCAACAGGUCUGAUCCGGUGGCGUAUCGACUUGAGCCGCUUAUUUCCCGCCAAUACAGUGCAAACUUCAAACCAGCAAUGAUACCACACAUCAAAGAACUCAUCAUGGAUAAGAAAAAGGGCAAACGUGCAAGUGGUUCGGGUGGAUUAACCAAUCGAGCGGGUGCCAUGUAUGAAUCCAUCAAAUAUGGUCUCACAGCGAAUCUUGUGAUGCGAGGACUUGGACUAUCCAAACAACAAAUGUAUGAGGAUAUGCAAUCAGCCAACAGCAGUGAUGAUGAUGCAGCUGUAUUCGAUCAAUUGACAACAGCACAACAACAAGAUUUGAGCGUCCCUGAAAAUAUUCGAUCGCCUACCCAUUCACGAUCCAGUAGCGAUUCAGCUGUCAUGAUCUCCAUGUGGAACAAUUCACCUGCACGACAAUCACCACCUCCUCCAUUGGCAGAUAAUACAUCACCUUAUUCGGAUGGUGCACGUCGCUUACGAUUACUCAACGUGACUGGAAGAGUUGAUUAUUGUUUACAAGAGAACAAUCUAGACAAUCCUUAUUGGAGCGCAUUGGCCACCCAUCUCAAUUAUUGGAAAGAUCCAGAUGUAGCAGCAUUUUUGGCAAAAGAAAUCUAUAGAGAUCACUGA